CGUUAGACUCAGACUGCAGUUAAAUGUCUAAUAAUUAUGUAAUAAUAAUGGGUUUGUAUUGAAAACACGUCCUUCAGUGACAAUACAGUGAUUUGAUUGCAAUUGUAGUUACGGUUAACUAUAGCUUCACUUAAUUUGCAUUCACUGUCAAUGCGAUUGUGAUUACAACACAUCGACACCAGAAUGUCAUCCGAGAGACUGUUAACCAAAUUAAACAAAUGUCUUGAGAGUGAAGACUAUUACGAAUCGCACCAAAUAUAUAGGACUUUAUAUUUCCGACUCUUGAGAGACAAAAGACAUUUACAAUUAUCUCAACUGCUCUUCGAAGGAGCCAUUCGUUUGUUGACAUUAAGACAACACAACUCUGGCGCCGAUUUGGCCACUCUUUACAUACAACUACUCAUUGAAACCAAUAAUAAGACACUGAGUGGUGAAGUGAUUGUCCCCUGCGAUCAGCUGUUGAUGAAUAUCCGAAGACUUUUUGAGUUGAUUCCUGCGAAGACUCCCGAGAGAGUGACAUUCAUCUCAAAUGCAGUCAAAUUAGAUGUCAUACCCUCGGCGGCCAUUCGCCGCCAGUUCGCUGUUGUCUUAUGGCGUGAGAAGAACUUCUUGGAGUCGAGACAGCAUUUCGUGCACUCGUCCGACUCGGGGGUCGACUGCGCCUUAAUGCUAGUCGAGUAUCAGACAACUCUUGGUUUCCCGUCAGAAGUGGAUCUAUUCAUCGGACAGUUUGUUCUUCAAGUGCUUUGUGUCCGCAACAAAUCGAUGGCCGACCAGACCUUUCACGCAUACACUUCCAGACAUCCAUCCAUUAAUAGCCCAAAUCCUCCAUUUUUGUGGCCAUUACUGAACUUUUUGUCAUUUCUUUUGCUGGCAAUCGAUGGUGGUAAAAUGCAAACCUUUAAGCUGUUGAUGGAUUUGUAUGGAACGACACUUCGACGCGACCCCUCCUAUAACGACUACUUGUCCCAAAUCGGACACAUCUACUUCGGCAUAGAGAAGGCCUCCAGAGGUGGUGGUCCGCAGGGAUUCUUCGGGAAUCUCAUCCAAUCGCUGUUUGAUGACAGCGAAGACGAGCAGUCGGGCGGCACAGGGAGUGCGGGUCCGAGUCGUCCGGCCGUUAGCUCAAGGAGUCAACAAAAGGCCGAAGAAGUAGAACUCGACUGAAGAGUAUAUCGUUUUUUAAUAAUUAUAUAUAAAAUGAAAGCUUUUAUUACAAUUGAAGUGUAAAAGCGCUCAUUUGAUACAACAAUUGAUUGUUUGCAUAAAAGCUUUUCGUAGGAAUAUCUCCGAGAAUUACAAUUAAUUUUAAUUUCUUUCUCAAUAAAAACGAAGACUUUAUAAACAAAUA
Oppiella nova is the source of this 1351-nucleotide messenger RNA. The record is from the annotation of a GenBank genome assembly. NCBI's taxonomy places the organism in Eukaryota, Metazoa, Arthropoda, Arachnida, Sarcoptiformes, Oppiidae.